AUGAUUGCGCGUUCUCUCCCAGGCCUCCUUUCGGUAGCUUUGACGUUGAGUGCAUUUACGGUGGCCUACGACAUCACAGCGCUUCUGUCAGAGCUGAGCCCAUCGACCGAGGUCUUCUACCCCUCAGAUGCAAACUGGACCGACAGCAUCCAAAGAUGGACAACCUAUGACGAACCAACCUUCGUGGCAGCUUUGAAGCCUGCAUCGGUGGAAGAUCUGCAGACAAUUGUAAAGUUCUCGGCAGUCAACAAUGUGCCAUUUCUCGCGUCCGGACGAGGCCACGGGUACAGCACCUCGUUCGGUGCUCUGGAGAACGGUAUCAAGGUCGACCUGGGCUUCUUCAACAAAACAACCGUCGAUGCAAGCGCGAACAGAAUGACAGUUGGCGGAUCCGUCGCCUUCGAAGAUCUCAUGCCCGUGCUGUUUGAAGCCGGGAAAGAAAUCCAAACCGGAUCCUGUCCUUGUGUCGGCAUGCUUGGAGCAACCCUGGGAGGUGGCGUUGGCAGGUACCAGGGUCUUCACGGGCUCAUCAUAGACGCCCUCAAAUCUGUCAAUCUCGUCACGGCAUCUGGAGACCUGAUCACUGUGUCAGAAACUGAAAACUCGGAUCUUUUCUGGGGCAUUCGCGGGGCCGGGUUCAAUUAUGGGAUCAUCACAGAAGCCAGGUAUGAGGUCUAUGACUUGACCAACGGCGGGGUUGUAGUGAAUGCGGAUUUCCUGUUCCCCGCUAGCUCCAACGAGACUUUCUUCAAGGCACUGACAUCAUUCGGGACUUUACCUCCAGCACUGUCCCUGUACACCCUGGUCGUGAGGAACACAACUAUCAAUGAGACCGUCAUCCUGCUGAAUGCCGUCUAUCCCGGACCAGAGCACGAAGCUCUGAAUCUAAUCCAGCCCUUUAUGGAUAUUCCUUAUAUCGAAAAGAAUAUCAGUUUAGUGAGUUGGGAUAUGGUAGACUCUUCGGCCGGGUUUGGGUUAGGGAGCAUGUUCUGCGUAGAUGGCCAAAUGCACGACAUGUAUUCCGUGGGAGUCAAGACGCUGGACCUCCAGACACACCUCGACUAUUUCAACAAUCUAACCGCCUUCUAUGAGAAUUACCCAUCUGCAUCAGGAAGUGCCUGGGAAAUAGAGUUCUUCCCCAUACAGGCAAUCGAGGCUGUCCCCGACUUCUUGACUGCAUAUCCUCACCGCGCGAUUCGAGCUCAAGAGAUGUUCUCGUUCAACCUGACCGAUCUUUCCGCAGAGGAGGGCGUGAACGAGUUCGCGAACCAGGCAGUGAAGGCCUUCAACGCAACGAGUGGAUUCGACGAUUUCCAUGUCUACGUGAGCUAUGCGCAUGGAACUGAGAGUCUAUCGGACAUGUAUGGCGCGGAAAAACUUCCACGGCUGCUUCGCCUGAAAGAGACAUGGGACCCCAAGAACCUCUUCCGGUUUAAUAACCCUUUGGUGCAGUAGUGUAUACAGCCCAACUGGAGAGUUCUUGGAUCUGCCUCUCUGGUGCCAAGCCUCUUCUAUCCUUUGGCUUCUACGUUAAUCUUCUGUUUUGCUUGUCUAUCAUUACCCCAUAUGUGGGAAUAUGUAGCCUAGAACCAUUAUAUAGAUAAAUUUAUUUAAUAGCUUCGUAU
Molecule: messenger RNA, 1625 nt
Organism: Paecilomyces variotii
Lineage: Eukaryota; Fungi; Ascomycota; Eurotiomycetes; Eurotiales; Thermoascaceae
Exons: 5
Coding region: 1-1455 (484 amino acids)
Molecular function (GO): oxidoreductase activity; FAD binding
Source: RefSeq, a predicted model, not a curated record